This is a messenger RNA of Hymenoscyphus albidus, 795 nucleotides long. Lineage: Eukaryota; Fungi; Ascomycota; Leotiomycetes; Helotiales; Helotiaceae. The record is from the annotation of a GenBank genome assembly.
AUGGCCCCCAAGAAACCCCUCCAAGAGUGGCAUUUGUAAUUCGUAUGACAAGGGCUUCAGCCGCAGAAUAUUAGCGCCUACAUAUCUCCUUUCGUUAUUACAGUAAACCAUCUUGAUUGUCGCAAAAACCUCCGCACCAUUGCUCCAGAUCGCCCUGGCUUUGGCCUUCCCACCUUUCAACCCUAUCGUCGCAUCGUCGACUGGCCUGCGGAUGUGCAAAAGCUCGCUCAACAUGUUCAAUUGCCCGAAUACGCGGUAUUGGCGGUAUCGGGUGGAGGACCAUAUGCGUUGGCUUGUGCAGGUCAGCUGCCCAAAAGAACGGUGUCUGCAAUUACUAUCAUGGGUAUGCGAGGACUCAAACAGGCCGGGACGGAAGAUGUACCGACCGUAUCCAAAUUCAUCACCUGGCUCGCAACAUACUGGCCUCAAGGAUUGGGGGCGCUGAUAAUGGGCGCGGUAGUAGCCCUGAGGUAGUUUUCAAAUACAUGCUAUGGGAAAAAAUGGAUUGAUGCUUCAUUAGAGAAAGCUACCGUAUCUUAGUCUCAGCAACAGAGGGAAAGUCAGCAACACAGGGAAAGCAACGAGCAGCAAGAGCUUAAUUCUGAACAAGAUGAUACGUCUGAGGAACGGAGGAAUCGAGUAUUACGGAUGACCUUUGAUCGUUUUGCGCAUGGCAUCAGGGGCUUCGUGGACGAGGCCUACUUGUUAGCUCAAGAUUGGGGUAUCAAUUUUGAACAUGUCAAAUAUGACAACAUUUUGGUAUUUCAUGGAACCAAGGGUAAGCAAGCACCGUGA